CUUUUGUCUUAUUGUCAAAGGCUUUUAUACUAAUUUUAAUUGCAACCUUCUAUUGCCUAUAUUUGAAUCACCCAAAAAUGAUCGACUGAUAUUUGGCCCACCAAAGUGUUCAAAGUUUAAAUGGAAAAUCCAAAAUAUAUACCUUCAACCUCAACCUCAUCCAAAUACACUAUUAAGACUUCAAACACACAUUUUAAAUUGCCUAUAACCAUUAAUUCCAUUCGAUUAAUUACCUACGAAUGAAUGGCAAAGACAACCUUCACACACCCAGUACCGCAACAUAAGCACGUUCAAGCUUCGCAUAUGGAAAAUGGAAUCUUCUGACCGUUUUUGGAAUACGUCAAAGACAAUUCGUUUGAUAUAAAAUGUGUUGUCCAACAAGUUGUCAUUAUCAGUUGAUUAACAUCAGCCCUCAACAACAAACAUCAUCGUCUUCUAUCGAAAUGGCAAGUCUUUUCAAAACUGUUUUGGUGGUUUUAGCUGCUACAGCUGUUAUGGCAGAACCAGUGAGGUUCCGGGGAAAUUCUCGUGGCAGUCGAUUCUUUGCCCGUCAAGAAGUGGCGCCAAGUUCUUCACCAGCACCAGCUGCAGGAGAUGCGCCUUAUCCAGCUGCUGGAGUGACACCUUCGAUUCCAUUCGAACUACCAAAUGAACCAACAACGGUUCAGCCUGAUAAUACAUAUCUUCCACCUGCACCAGUUCCUACACCUGACAACACCUAUGGGCCACCUCAAGAUACUUAUGGCCCACCUGCACCACCAAAGCCAGACAAUCAAUAUGGACCACCAGAGGCACCAGCUCAACCAGAUAACCAAUAUGGCCCACCAGCAGUAGCCGUGGCAGAAUCUGUAGCUGGUGGUGAAGAACAAACCUUGGUAGAUCCCCGCAGUCAGAGAAUCAUUGUUCGUCAAAGAAACCAAAAGUCUCAGCUGAGGCAACAAAGGUUUAGGUCCGAGCCAUUGAGGGCAGCUAGAAUUCAAUUAGAACCAGUUGAGAUCAUCAGGUCCCGACCAGUCAUCCAUUACUCUGUGCAAUAUAAGAGUUUUUAG
This is a messenger RNA of Episyrphus balteatus (marmalade hoverfly), 1049 nucleotides long. Its product is annotated as mucin-7-like. The transcript has a single exon. Lineage: Eukaryota; Metazoa; Arthropoda; Insecta; Diptera; Syrphidae. The record is from RefSeq and is a predicted model, not a curated record. Bases 366 to 1049 code for a protein of 227 amino acids.